ACGUGACCGCUUGCCACGACCCAAAUUUCCCACCUUUUUCUCUCGCUGUCCAGCACAGCUUCACAAUACCAACCAUUCCCUUUCUCAAACAGUUGAAGCAAGAAGUGGUAAACGAAACACCAAACCAAGCCAUCAUCUUGAUUUUGUUGUCCUACCAUUUAUUUUAAUUCUCCAGUUUAUUCAUGUUUAUCAUCAUCAAUAACAGCUAUGUUUUCUAUCAUCCCCACUUUGCAUCUGGGGCACUGAAAAGCUUCCUCCCAUUACCUGUAAUAAAUGAUCUUUUUACAAUCUUGUCCUACCAGUUUCAGCUUCCCUCUUCUUCCUCCACUCUGCCCUUGUAAAACCCACCUCUGCUUGCCACUCAGGAACAAGACACCACCGCCCAAAACUCCAAAUUCCAACAGGGUUAAUGUAAAGGUGGCUAGGAACCUUGUGGCAAAACGGUUUUCAAGUGAGUUUGUGGAUGAGGAAAGUCAAGAAUCUUCAAUCCAAAUGGGCUCAAAUUUCACUAGUUUCCAACAAGACCCCAUUGUUUACAAGUUAAGGACCCAGCUAGGAGUCAUCCACCCGAUCCCUUCCCCUCCAAUGAACCGUAACGUUGUCGGGUUGUUUGUUUUUUUCUUUUUUGUUGGGGUGGCUUUUGAUAAAAUCUGGACUUCAAGGAAAAGGAGGGGCAAAUUGGCAAGUCUAGAUGGGGACGCAGUUGGAGUGGGAGGAUGUGUUUGGCCACAAGUCCCAACCAGUUUUUCUUUGUUCUUGGAAAAGGAUUUGCAAAGGAAAGAAUCAGUUGAGUGGGUUAAUAUGGUGUUGGGGAAGUUGUGGAAAGUUUAUAGAGGUGGGAUUGAGAAUUGGAUCAUUGGGUUGUUACAGCCUGUUAUUGAUAAUGUUAAGAAGCCUGAUUUUGUUGAGAGAGUGGAAAUUAAGCAGUUUUCUUUAGGGGAUGAGCCUUUGUCCGUUAGGAAUGUUGAGCGUAGGACUUCGCGGCAAGACAAUGAUUUGCAGUAUCAAAUAGGACUUCGUUAUACUGGUGGUGCUCGCGUGUUGUUGAUGUUGUCAUUAAAAUUUGGCAUUAUCCCAAUUGUUGUGCCAGUUGGUGUUCGGGAUUUUGAUAUUGAUGGAGAACUUUGGGUUAAAUUGCGAUUGAUACCGACAGAACCUUUCGUUGGAGCUGUUUCAUGGGCUUUCGUUUCACUUCCAAAGAUCAAGUUUGUGUUAUCACCAUUUCUCUUGUUUAACUUAAUGGCAAUUCCUGUCCUUUCAAAGUUUUUGACAAAACUUCUCACUGUUGACUUGCCUCGACUAUUUGUACGCCCCAAGAAAAUUGUUCUGGAUUUCGAGAAAGGGAAAGCAGUUGGCCCUAUUGCAAAUGAUUUGAAAUCAGGAGAAAUUCAAGAAGAAAGAAAUGAGGAUUUUGUUGGUGAACUAUCCGUGACUCUUGUAGAUGCCAGAAAACUGUCUUAUGGUUUUUAUGGCAAAGCUGAUCCAUAUGUUGUUCUUAGCCUGGGAGAUCAAGUUAUAAGCAGUAAAAAGAAUAGUCAAACUACUAUUAUUGGGCCUCCUGGCGAGCCAAUUUGGAAUCAGGAUUUUCAUUUAUUUGUGGAAAACCCUAGAAAAGAAAAACUAUGCAUCCAAGUGAAAGACUCCCUUGGGUUCACAGAUUUGACAAUUGGUACAGGAGAGGUUGAUUUGGUGACUCUCCAGGACACUGUUCCAACAGAUGAGGUUGUGGUCUUGGAAGGAGGUUGGGGAGUGUUCGGAAAGAGAUCUUCUGGAGAAAUACUACUUCGAUUGACAUAUAAAGCUUAUGUUGAGGAUGAAGAAGAUGACACAACUGUGGCAGGAUCUGUUGAUACUGAUGCUUCAGAUGAUGAAUUGUCUGACUCUGAUGAAUCAAAUGUGAUAUAUGAGCAGGGUGUAAAGCAAUAUACAGAAGAAACAGACAAGGAGUCAUUUAUGGAUGUUCUAGCAGCUUUGAUUGUAAGUGAGGAAUUUCAAGGCAUUGUGUCAUCUGAACCAGGGAGCAAAUUUUUUUAUGACAUCUCAAGAACAGGGCCUUUGAAAACAAGAUUAAGUGGUUUUAAUGCAGAAUCUGCACCAUCAGAUUCUGAUAAAGGAUCUGAAGCGUCUGAAGGAUCAACCUUAUUGUGGUUUGCUGUGAUCACAAGUAUAUCGGUGCUAAGUGCAAUCAAUAUUUUUGGUUCAAGUUUCUUCAACCCUUGAUGUCACAUGAUGUGCUAGCUAAGUGUUAGUGCUUCUGCUUGAUCAAUGCACAUGAAAGAUAGAGGUCAGAGAGGGAAAAUGAGAGUCGAGUUUAGAGACUUAAUGAUGGAUCAUCUCCACCAAUUUCAGGCAAUUGAUGAGUUGCACCAUGAUCUUUGUUCGAGGCUAGAACCCAAACGUUGAAGUUGGUAUCAAUCUGAUGAGGAUUCCAAGUUAGAAACUUGAAGGAUGGCUUGCCAAAGGAACAAAUAUACUACAAGUUCCAGGAGAAAUACCUCUCUGCAGUAUGGGGAAGAACAAAUGCUACAUUUUGUAGUAAAAGAAGUUAAAAUCCUUCCAUCCACUGAAAGACCAAAGCUGGCAUGCUGCAAUCGAACCAAUUUCAGGCACUUGAUCAAAAAACAAAAUAUGAUUUAUGAUUGGCAACUAUAGUUACGGCUUGAAAUAAAAGAGAUUAGUAGGUGGGCUGUUGACCUUGUGGAUGCAAAGAU
Durio zibethinus is the source of this 2711-nucleotide messenger RNA. RefSeq names its product synaptotagmin-2-like. NCBI's taxonomy places the organism in Eukaryota, Viridiplantae, Streptophyta, Magnoliopsida, Malvales, Malvaceae. The record is from RefSeq and is a predicted model, not a curated record. Gene Ontology annotation, molecular function: lipid binding.